Cladophialophora yegresii CBS 114405 is the source of this 885-nucleotide messenger RNA. RefSeq lists its product as uncharacterized. The transcript has 3 exons. NCBI's taxonomy places the organism in Eukaryota, Fungi, Ascomycota, Eurotiomycetes, Chaetothyriales, Herpotrichiellaceae. The coding region runs from base 1 to 885 and encodes 294 amino acids. The record is from RefSeq and is a predicted model, not a curated record.
AUGUCCCUGAACAGUCAAAGCCUACUGGCAGACCCUUCCAAAAGCGCCGCAACAGCAACACACACUCAAGUUGACGACGCACGACCAAGCGACGUCAGCGGCCGAGACGGUGAGGGUGCUGGUGUCGGUGCUGGCACUCCACGGAACAUGUCGAGCAGUUCGACUCCCCCAACCAGCAACAAACGCGAAGAAUUUCGCAAAAGAGUUGGAAUCCCCGACGACGGUACGAAAACUCCCCACAUUGACCUGGAACGAAGGAGGAAGAAGAACCACCUCCCGCGCAGCCCUUCGCCUUCCACCCUACCACCAGACACCACCAUCACCACCGCACACACCCUGAGCGCACAUCUCGAAAAGGCCUACCGCGUGCAAACACGCUACUACUACCUCGUGGCGAGCGCCUCGCACGGCAUGCUCUGGCUGCAGAUCGGCAUCGGCGCGACCGUGACGGCCAUCGGAAGCACCAACUCCAACGCGGCCCGCAUCGCCAUCACGGUCCUGGGGGCCAUCAACACCGUGCUGGCGGGCAUGCUCACGUUCCUCAAGAGCCGCAACCAGCCGAACCGCGCGCUGCAGUUCCGCAACGGCCUGCGCGACGUCUACGAGGACCUGUGGCAGGUCGACGCCGAGACUUGCCGCUCGGACUUUGACGUCGACAAAAAGGUCGAUUACCUGUGGGGGAAGUAUAAGGAGGUGGUUGCGGAUUCCGAGGCGAAUUACCCCGACCUGUGGGUCAGCUUGAGUAACUCGAAAUCGGGCAAGUCGCAAUCGCAAAGUCAACCGCAAAAUGGGAGCAGGAAGGGCAGCACCGCCAGCAGCGGCGCCACGACGCCUCCACCGUCUCUGGAGGUGCGUGCGCCGCUACUGGCCAACACGGUGCCUUGA